AUGUGUGUGAUGGAAGUUGAUAGAGAAGGGCUGUAUAUUGAUUUUUCUUUGGUAUGGACGGAGAGGUCAGGAAAAAGGUCUCGUGUGCACAUUAAUGAUGAUAAUACUGUUCGGUUCAUUUAUCUUUGUGCUGAUAAAUGGCCAGAAUUGUAUCCUGAAAAUGUUGAGAGAACAGGCCAUGUUUAUGCAAGUACAUCUGGCCAGGAUAUUGGUGCCAGCACUAGUGGUGGUAGAACAGUUGAAGACAAUGAAGAUGGAGAUGAAGAUAGAGAUGAAGAUAAAGAUAAAGAUGAAGAUGCAGAUGAAGAUGAAGAUGGUGGGGGUGUCGAAAGCAGUGAUGAUGAGUAUGUCCCAUCGGAUGAGGACUCAGAUGACGACACUGAUUUUGAGUCAUCUUCUUCAGUCCCAUAUAUUUUCGACGACAUAAGUGGAUGGGACAAGACUUUAGAGGACGUAGAUUGUGAUGGGAUUAAAAUGUGGGAUGGCAAUCCGUUGACGCUAGGCCUUGAUAUACAUUUCACCAACAAGCCUGAGGCACAAGCGGCAGUGGGAGAAUGGAACUUGGUACAUGGUCGGACUUUCCGGGUGAAAACGAGCUCUAAACGAACAUGGUAUGUCGAAUGCGAGACCUGUGGACCCAAAUAUCCAAAAGAGCGUCUUCACGGCUAUGAUUACUUGUGGAAGGCGCGAGUUUCGCUACAGAAGGCCACCGGUACUUGGAAAAUGGUGGUUUGGUCCGAUUCCCAUAACUGUCUCGGGGCAAACAAGAGAAACGAGUCCCGAAACGUCACGUCUUCUAUGAUUGCUAGACUGGUUGCCCAAAAUGUGCGAAAACAUCCUGAUUUUGCAGUUGCCCAAAUUCAAAUAGAAGUUUUGAAGAGGUACCAAGUCGAAUGUAGCUACAAGAAGGCAUGGCAUGGUAGAAGAAAAGCACUUGAGGCUCUGUAUGGUACAUGGGAAAGAGAAACUGGGAGACAACUGUCAAAUGAUUGGUUCAGCGACGCAAAAGACAAGGCAAACAUUGUGAUCCAAAGAUGUCAGAAUGUUCUACCUCCUAAGCCAAUGAAAUUGUAUGAAGGGGCCCGAAAGAAAUCAUUGAGGCAAAAGGUCAACCGGUUUAGCAAGAAAAACCAGAAGUACGAAGUGGUUACAAUAGUACCUGAUAAUCAACCAUGGAAGGCUGAGGAGAAGCAAGUUGUGCUCUAUGCAGAUCGAGAGUGCACUUGCGGAAGGUCUCAGCGUGGGCGUGGGGGGCAAGAGACAAUCACGCCCACUCAGCCAUAUCAGUCCUCCCAGCAUCAGCAGUCUCAUAUCCCCUUCACUGACGGUUCAUCCCAUCAAUCUCCACAUCAGUCUCCACACCAUUCUCUACAACAUUCAUCCCAUCAGUCUCCACAUUAUUCUCCACAUCAUUCAUCCCAUCAGUCUCCACAUCAUUCUUCGCCGACCCAACAGGCGUUUUACCGUCCCAUUAUGUCUCCCCAGCACCAGCAGUCCCAUUUUGCCUUCACUCAGUUUUCCUCCCCUCAGACUUCUCAGCCUCAGUUUGGAGAUGCUUUUAUUGACUUUUCUGGGUUCCAGAAGAGUUUGCUAGAUGGCCAGUCGAUACAUUACACGAGUAACUUUCUUUCGAGUAUGUUCGAGGGUGUUGCAGGUCAGCAUCAGGCUGAUGACCCAGCUGGAGGUGAACGUGAGAGUCAGGGUGAAGAUGAGGCUGAGGAUGAGGCCGAGGAUGAGGCUGAGGAUGCAGACCAGGAUGAUCAGUUUGAGGGUCAGGGUUAUCAGCGCCAUGAGGAGCAGGGAUCGAGUCAAACUCUAGGGACUCCACCGUUGGCUGGAGUACAGCCUGCAGCAACUCACGAUGACUUGGGGUUGCCUCCAUAUUGGUAUGGCGCUGUGGAAUGGAUCUUUCCAAUCUGUUCACUCAUGCCCUGGAUACUGGGUUACUCUUGGGAAAUUACUACUGUGGACGGUGGAUAUGGGUUGGAUGAGCCUCUAGGGAUUACAAAUGGUGUUGACAUGUGCGAGUGGGAUCCUUCUUCUGACAUGCAUAUUCCUUCUCAUUACUUCCUCGAUGACCUUUCUUGGAAGUCCCCACAUAAUUCUGCUGGUGGUCUUGCUGUUGUUUGGUCAUCUACUGUAAAUAUGCAAGCAAUAGUUAAGGGUGAGCAUUUUAUUUGUUUGAAAGUAGUUGAAUGCAAUAUGUUGGAAUGGUUGCUAGUCUUUGUGUACGGUUCCCCUACUGUUGUAAAUAGAUCCUCUGUUUGGCACCAACUUAGUGAAGCUAUAAGUCCAUUUGAUUAUUCGGUCCUAUUCACUGGUGAUUUUAAUCAAAUCCUCUCUCUAUCUGAUAAGCUAGGUGGCGACCCAAUGAACCCAAAUAAUGCUUCCUCCCUCCUAGCACUUACAUAUGCUUUGGGUUUAACUGAGUUUCAGCAUAAAGGGGUGUGGUAUACAUGGACGAAUAAUCGCUCUGCUCCAAGAUACAUUUAUGAGCGCCUUGAUCGGGCUUUAGCUUCUUAUACUUGGCUUCACGCAAAAGAUCCUGCUAUGCAGCAAAUUGUAUCGCGUUCGUGGGGAGUGUUUUCCUCGCAAGAUCCUCCAAUGCAAGCUGUCUCAAGCCAGUUAGCCGGUACCCUACGUCAUCUCACUAAUUGGCAUGAUAAGUUACCCGACUCAUAUCCGCCUUCACCAUCAGAUCCAGAGUUACAUGCCACUCAAAUUACUCUUAGUGACCUUUUGGAGCACCUACCUUCCCUCAGUACAGCUCAACACGCACAUCUUCAACGGCCUACUACUGAGAAUGACAUACAAUUGGCUCUUUGGGAAAUGCAACCGUGGAAGGCCCCUGGGCCAGAUGGAAUGCCGUAUGCGAUGGGCAUAUUUAAACUUCCGGUUGCUGUGGCUAAUGGCAUUGAUAAACAGUUGGCUCAGUGUGUUUGGCAAGACAAAAGGUCGACGUGGGGUUGGCGAGGCAUCUUGCGGGGAUGCGAUCUCAUGACAAUUGGUCUUAAGUGGCAGGUGGUGGACGGUACUCGCAUUUCUAUUUCAGCUGACUGGAUACCGGGUUCCCCCAGUCCUUUGGCUUAUCACUCAGCAUUUGCUGGAAACUCCUCUCUUAAGGUUGCUAAUCUCAUUCAUCCUGCUGGAGCUCAUCGUGGUCUCAUGCCUGCCCCGUUAUGUUUGCGUUGGGGUGCUCAUGAAGAAUCUAUGGGUCACAUGCUUUUGGAUUGUGCUAGAUCUAGCUCUAUUUGGAGAGCCUUAAAGUUUGGCUUUAAUUUUUCUUUACGUACUCCUCGUCCUUUUGAUCAACGGUUUGUAGAUUGGAUGCCAAAAGCUCUUGCGAAUGACCUACGCUGUUUAUCUAUGUUCUUUCUUUGGGACAUUUGGAGGGAUCGGAAUAGGGCCAUUUUUGAUAAUGUCUUGCUCCCAUCUCCGAAGCAAGUGGUAUCUCAAGCCUUAAGUGGAUGGCAACUAUAUCGUCCUUCUCUGCCACCCCUUCUUUUUUCUCCCGGUGGACUUCCUGAGGUCGUCCAGCCUGCUGCUCAUUUGUCUUGUUUGCAGAUUGAUGGUGCUUUUCAUCUACAUCCCACAAUGGCAGGAGGAGGUGGGAUUUUGUCUGCUCCUGAUGGUCAAGUGUUGUCUAGUGGUGGCUGUCUCUUUCCUGCAGUUUCUCCUCUUCAAGUGGAGGCUUUAGCCUGUCUCUUUGCCCUGGAACAUAUGUCCUCACUGGCUCCUCAAGGUCUGCUAUUACAUACUGAUUGUCUGGUGUUAGCUCAAGUCCUUCUCAAUCGGUUGGAGCCACCUAGGUAG
Oldenlandia corymbosa var. corymbosa is the source of this 3813-nucleotide messenger RNA. The record is from the annotation of a GenBank genome assembly. Lineage: Eukaryota; Viridiplantae; Streptophyta; Magnoliopsida; Gentianales; Rubiaceae.